AUGGAUCACGAGGAGCAUGUCCUCAACUUAUCUGACGUGGUACACGACGAGACUAUCGACGACGAAUCACCCCACGACGUGGACGGAGCCGACAGCCCCACUGACUCGCGGCCCUCAGACUAUGACGCGGCCUCAAGCAUGCUGCCGCUGCACGAUAACUACAAUGUCUCCGAGCACUCGACUCACUCGCUCGGUUCUGCUGAUUCUUACUCGGUCGAGAUGCUCGAACGUGAAAUAGCAACUUUGCUCAACCAUAACGCCUCUGCGGCGUCUGCAGCUCUUUUGAAUGCUGCUGCACAGCAGCGUCAAGCAAGUAUCGAACUCGGGAGGGAGCCAGGGGAGAUGCUGGAUAGCACCUCGGAUAAUAUCCCUGGCCUCGGUCUUGGCCUGAGUGGUCUGGCCGCUGUGUUGCAGGCCGUGCAUGCUCAAGGUUUAAACUCGCGUCUGGAAGACCAACACGAGCCGCCAAAGGAGCAGAAAACGACUAGAACAGCACCUGCCUUUCAUUCUCUCACUGCCAGUGAGACAUUCGACGACUCUUCAGGGAAGAGAAAGAGGGUGGAUGGGAGGAGUGGCUCCGAAGGAUCAGAUUAUUUGUUCACAGAAGAAAGGCAGGAAGGAAGCGAUGGGGAGGACUUCGCGAAUCCCGAAGGCAAACUACGACAUUCAUCCUCACCCCAUCGUCAAACGGAGGACAGCACAGGCGCCGAUGAGCUACCACCUGUUCCCGCCGAGUUCUCAGAUAUCAACGACAUCCUGAAUCAACUCUCCGCACAGUUCGAACCUGAUGCCUCCCACGAACACGCUCAUGAGCUCUCACCGCCAGAUUCACCCCCUCCUGUCAUUGCGCAUGAACAGCAGAAGGUCGAACCAGAAAUCCCCAUCACGCAACCACCCCCCAUUCCCGUUCUAGCGCCCUCAAAUCGUGCCGGCCCUUCCCAACCGGUCGCGUCAACGUCUUACUCAGCCCCUCCUCCCGAAACAUCGACCAAACGGCCGCGAAAGACCCAAGGUCGAGAACGAGGUCCUAAUACGCAUACGUGCGAAGAGGAGCAUUGCCAGAAAUCUUUUACUCGUCGCAGCGAUCUCGCUCGGCAUAUGCGCAUCCACACUGGCGAGAGACCCUUCGUCUGCUCGCAUGAAGGUUGCGGGAAGACAUUUAUUCAGCGCUCAGCCCUGCAUGUCCAUUCACGGGUUCAUACUGGAGAGAAGCCGCACUGCUGUGAAUACCCGGGUUGCGGCAAGACUUUUGGAGAUUCUAGCAGUUUGGCCCGCCAUCGGCGAACUCAUACCGGCAAGAGACCGUACAAGUGCGAGGACCCGAGCUGUGAGAAAACAUUCACUCGACGGACGACAUUAACGACCCACAUGCGGACGCAUGACCCCAAUUGGGAGCCUGACCCAAAUGUAAAAUACAACUUCAAAGGCAAGAAGCGGAAACUGGAUGACGAUGAUGACCAGGAGUUGGCUGAGUCUGUCAGAACGAUCUCGGCCUUGUUCCAGGCGGGAGGGAAUUCGAUGUUGCCUACGCGGGAUCCUGAUGAUGAGCCGUUAGAGGUGCGGGUUGCGAGUAUCAGCGCGGAAAUCGCAGCAGCGAUAGCGCAGGCCCAAUCACGGACAUACGAAGAUGAGGAAGACGAAGAGGAGGAGGAGGAAUCAGGAUCAGGGCAAGAGAUGGGCGGUAUCGAGACAAUAGGGCCCAAUACGAGCGGCAUUCGCAGUGGGGAAGCGGGGUUGGGGGACAAGGAGGGCGGAAUGGAAGUGGGUGACGAUGAUGAGGACAGCGAUGCGUUCCCAGCGCCUCUGCGCGCACGAAAGGCGCGGGAGCUGGCGGCGUCCGGGAGCAAGAGGAAGCGGUAG
Messenger RNA from Cyclocybe aegerita, 1860 nucleotides. The record is from the annotation of a GenBank genome assembly. NCBI's taxonomy places the organism in Eukaryota, Fungi, Basidiomycota, Agaricomycetes, Agaricales, Hemipholiotaceae.